Ochlerotatus camptorhynchus is the source of this 1523-nucleotide messenger RNA. Its product is annotated as ninjurin-2-like. The record is from RefSeq and is a predicted model, not a curated record. NCBI's taxonomy places the organism in Eukaryota, Metazoa, Arthropoda, Insecta, Diptera, Culicidae. Gene Ontology annotation, biological process: cell adhesion; tissue regeneration. Gene Ontology annotation, cellular component: membrane. The coding region runs from base 44 to 457 and encodes 137 amino acids. The transcript has 3 exons.
UUCAACGAUGUCAGUUAUCAAUUAGUCUUCAUCAUCUAUCGAGAUGGCAGACAACCAGACCACUCGUCCAUCGGACCAUUCCACUUCUGAGUCUAACAAAUCAAACAAACUAGAUAUCAAUGACUACGCAACGCGGAAAACUUUCAUUCAGGGUAUGCUAGAUCUGGCUUUGCUAACAGCGAACGCCGCACAACUCAAAUACCUUCUAACCGUUGGAUCAGCCCAUCCUUUUUACAACUUUCUGCUAAUUUUGGUCAUCACAUCGAUUUCACUGCAGAUUCUACAAGCAAUCAUUAUCAUCGUGCUGGGUACGCUAUUCAAUAUCAACAAACUCGAAGAACAGCGAAAGUCAGACAUAAUAAACAAUGUACUGAUAUGCGUCUCGGUAGUAUCUGUCGUUAUCAAUAUUAUCAUCAGUGCUUUCGAUAUGAAGAAUCAAAGUGUAGUCAAAGGGUAGCAGUGGCUGUUAUUUCCAUUACUUUCUAUAAUAAUAUUUUUAUUACAUAUAUAUUUACGAUAAAGUACAUCACGAGUUCAUUCAAAUAUGUAACAUUGUGCAAAUGAUUUCAAAUGUGUGCUCUUGUGCGAAUUUAAUAAUAAAAGAUGUAAAAUUCAAUUCAGUAAUGCAUAAUUUUCGUCGAGGAACACAUUUUCAGUAGUCAUGAGAUCCAAUCUUAAUUUUAAAAUACAUUGAAGUUCUGGUUUCAUCAUUAAAGUAAAACAUUAAAUGCAAGUUUAGUUUUAACUUGACGUGCAAUUGUUAUAUAUUUUUAUAACUCCAAAGUAUUACACUUACCGUAAUAAGUGACCAAGGAAAUGAAUCAAGUAUUUUUUCAGAAAAGUCUGAAGAAUAUUAGUAACGCAGGAGUCGGUAGAAUUUGCAAUAUAUAAUGCACGUUAGUAUUAUGAAAAUAAUAAUCCAUAAAAUAUUUAAUGUCAAUGCAUGAAACAUAAAUUUUUCAUAAUUGGAUACGAAGUACCGUAAAACGGGGUAACAUUGAUAGUUCUUUGAAGUAUAUUCUAAAUAUUGCUUACAUCAAUUAAUGUUUCUCGAAAAAUUUUUUAACAAGUACUUAGGAGUCAAUUCGUUAAUAAUAUGUUUAACGAAAAUUAUUGCAUUUUUUUAGUCUUGUGACCGAACAUCAGUAUUUUGAUUUGGGGUUACUUUGAUGAUGCUCGAUGAAUGUAGAAAAACAAGUGCGAAUCUCAAACAAUUUAGUUCAAGAAAUAUGACAUUUUGUAUGAAACAUCAUAAGCAAUCAUAAGAUAACACUGAAUUUGUGAUGGCUAUAUCAGAAAUACAUUUCAUAAGUGAUGGUUUCAGUUCUUUUAAAACAGGCAAAAAGCAAAAAAAUUGUUAUUCAAUAUGUUUGGCAAACAUAUAACACAAACUAUUUAAAAAUUAUGUGUGAUAUCAAGGGAAAUGCCCUAAGCUACAAUACGGAACCAAUGUUUCUAAUUCGGAAAAAAUGCAGAGAGUAAAUAAAAUCAUUAUAUUCUACUAUCAAAGUUACCCGCAUUAU